Molecule: messenger RNA, 1850 nt
Organism: Girardinichthys multiradiatus
Lineage: Eukaryota; Metazoa; Chordata; Actinopteri; Cyprinodontiformes; Goodeidae
Gene: tmem160
Product: transmembrane protein 160
Exons: 4
Coding region: 304-978 (224 amino acids)
Source: RefSeq, a predicted model, not a curated record
CAAUUUGUCCACGCAUUAGAUUUCUAUAAGUUCCAGAUCAGAAGGAUAAACUUCAAUUCAGAUUAAAGGAAACCAUUAAUGUGAAAUAUUUUUGGUCAAAAUAAUAUUUAAAUUUGACCUACCACAUAAUAAAUUGGAGUUUAUCAGCAGAUGGCGCCGUUGCGAUCCCUCACCGCCGUCAACAAAGACCGUUCCGGGUUGUGUGCGACCAUGUGACAGUUCAAAGGGCAUGCAGAAGUCGUGUUGUGCUUUUCCUUCCAGUUUGCAUGCUUGUUUUUUUAGCCAUCCGGUUCUGGUGAUGUGAUGGCUUUCCUGACUCUCUUCCUGAGAAGGCAGCUGCCGCAGGCCGUCAGCUAUUUUGCCCGAGCAGUGAAGCUGGGUCGGCUCGGCUGCGGCGGAGCCCCGUUGAGGAGGCUGCACGCCUCUGGGCGGCAGCGGAUCGGGGAGAAGGGGCCGUGGGGGAAAAACCUGCGGGGUCCGGAGCAGCCGCUGCAGCAGUACCAGCUCACAGACCUCGACAAGGCGGACGCGUCGAUGCUGAGGAAGUCAUAUGAAACAGGGUUCCUGUCGUGGUUUAGGAAUGGCUUGCUGGCGACCGGGAUUGGAGUCAUUGCAUUUGUCCAGAGUGAAGUGGGUCGUGAAGCAGGUUAUGCCUUCUUCAUCCUGGGGGGCGCGUGCGUGUUGUCUGGCGGCGCCUUCUACAUUUGGAGCCUCUUCGCCUUGCGGAGGCUGAUGCUGCUGUCUGUGCCAGCUCUGCUGUUCCAGUGCGGAGUGGUGGGCAGCAUCGUCCUCCUUUGGCUCUGCGCCGUAUCGCUGUACACCGGCCGUCUGGAGGUGGAGAUCAUCCACGAGGACGACGAGGAGGAGGGCGGAGAGGACGAGGGAGAGUGUCAGGAGUGCCGCGAGAGGCGGGAGCAGCGAGGUUACAGAGGCUCUCAGGACAGUGAGGACAGUGGCAGCAAGGGCCGAAACAAGUAGAGGUCUUCCAGGAAUGCUGUGUGUGUGUUUGUUUGUUGCUCUUAUUCAGGGUUUCUGUUAUUUGUAUGUUUAUUCAAAAUGCACACAAGUUAAUGUGCAAACUGUGAGCGUAGAGAUGCAAAUCUGUCAACUAUUGUUAUAAAAGAUUAUUCAGGUGAAGAAAACAGGUUAAAGAUGCUGAAAAAUGUGGAAAAUUUGGCACUUUUGCUGAAUAAACAGGCAUUUUUCUAAAACUUCUUCAGUUCAUCUAAACAUUUUAUUAUUAUUAUUUUUAUUUAUGUUUUGCUUUUUUGUGCCACUAUAUGCAGUCAGGCUCCGCUCAGCCAGCUGUUCUUUGGAUGCUGUUUGUCUUAUCAGCCUGAUCGGUAGAAUCAGUUGUGACUGAUCACUUAAAGUCUUUAACUGAAAAACCUUUCUAUACUGCUGAAAAGACUGCCAGUUUGCUUGUUUCUGAGUGUUUUUGUUUAAAAUAAUCAGGCAAACAGAUACAGAGAGCUUAAGGCUUUCUUUUUACAGUUUUUUAAAUUUUGAUUUUAUAACUGCAAUAGCACUUUUGUCGAGCUUUGUUUUUGUCACUGUAAUUUCUCUAAACUGUUUGGAAAUAUUUGUCACAGCUCUUUAUGUAUUUGAUUACAUAUGAUUAUGUAUUUUGUUUUAUAUUGUUUGAUAUUCAUGUACAGCACCAAACUACAUCCAAAAAUACUUUAGAGUGAAUUUCACAUUUUCAGGUUAUCUCUAAAAGUUCUGUUUUAAUGGUUGUAAAGAGUUGAUGAUUUUAACUAUAUUGAAUUUGUUUGUGGAAAAUGGGGGUUUACUAUUCUUUACUUUUUGUGCACAACAGUGCAUACAGUAAUAAAACCAGAGAAAAUCUA